CAACAAUGGAUGCGUCCGCAAGUGAGAAAGUCACCCCCGAUGUCAAAGCUGCCCAUGAAGCUGCAGUGAGUCCGGCCUCACCAGAGGUGACCGACCAUACCCAGUGGAAGCCGGAGAAAGGGCAAUGGAUUAUCCUCGGCUGCUUGGCUCUACUGUCUUUUAUCAUCGCCUUGGACACCACGAUUGUUACGCCCGCCAUCCCGGUCCUGGAAAAUUCUUUGCAUGGUGACUUGGUGAGCGCCUUUUGGACUGGAACAUCCUACCUUCUCGCCAGCGCGGUGUGUCAACCCUUCAUAGUCGACCUGUCGGAUGUUUUUGGUCGUCGAAUCAUCCUCGCUUUGGUGACCUCCCUCUUCACCCUCGGAACGAUCCUGUGCUCCGUAUCACAUGGGUUUAAGCUCUUUCUUGCCGGACGAGGCUUGCAGGGACUGGGAGGAGGGGGCAUCAUGGCUACUUGCAUCGUUAUCACCACCGACAUUGUGCCUUUGCGCCAACGGCCUACAUAUUACGCUAUCGUGCAGAUGGCAUGGGCUGCUGGGAGUCUUGCCGGGCCAGUCAUUGGAGGGGCGAUAGCGCAAAGUAUUACCUGGCGCUGGAUCUUUUACAUUAAUCUCCCUUUCUGUGGAAUCGGUCUCAUCCUUGUCCCUCUGACGGUCCGCUUGAAGGCUGAAAGACCGAGCAUCAUGCAGCGCUUGGCGUCCAUGGACUGGAUUGGCGGUAUCCUUUUCAUUGGGAGCCUGUGCAGCUUUCUGAUUGGCAUAAGUUGGGGCGGGAAUCAGUUCGCUUGGAACAGUUGGCGGACGAUCGUGCCAAUUGUUGUGGGAGGCCUGGGUGUGAUUGUUGCACUGCUCUGGGAAGGUUUUCUUGCCACUCGGCCAUUCAUCCAUAUAUCCCUCUUUGCCACCUAUUCGGCACUGAUCGCAUAUGUUUGCACAUGCCUGCAGGGAGCAAUCAUGGCUCUCCUCUAUUUCAUCCCGUUGUUCAUGCAGAUCGUCAAGGGCUUUGAUGCCGUCGGAAGUGGAUUGGCCUUGAUGGUGGUUCUUGGGGUGAUGCUACCCGGUAGUAUGGCCGCCGGCAUCAUGAUGACGCGUCUAGGACGCUAUCGUUGGGCAAUAUGGAUCGGCUGGAUAUUGUCUACGUUAGCGACGGGCUUAAUGGCGCUGUUACAACAGCACACAUCCGCCCCUCGUUGGGUGUUUAUCUUCCUCACCCUAGGGGUUGGCCAAGGCCUGUCACUGACGUCCCUUAACUUUGCAGUCCAAGCGCUAGCCAGAGAUAACCGGGAUGCGUCCGCGGCUGGGAUGUACACCUUUAUGCGGUCCUUAGGGAUGUGUAUCGCAGUGGCAAUGGGAGGCACAUUCUUCGAAAACCGAGCGGCCUAUCAACUCGGUCAGAAUCAGCUGCCGGUGAGUGUAGCGAAAACAGCGGCCCAAUUUGCCCUCGAGCUUAGAAAGCCCGGAUUCCCAUCGACCCUCAAAAGUCGCUACAUUCUUGCUUUUACGGAAGCAUUCAAACAGCUGUGGUUCUUCUUUAUGGCGAUAUCGGCUCUUGCACUCCUCUUAUCACUCGUUAUCCAGCAUUCAAGCGUGGAUCGGGCCUUAGAAUCCGAGCAUACACUCCAUAAUCAGGUCCUCCCAACCAGGCGACGAGACGGCAACGGUUGACUGCUAGUGUUGCUUGACUACAUCUACAUUCAGCAUUGCAGCCAUAUAUAUGUCCCCAAUUACAAUAUCUGCUUUCUCCCCUGAUGCAUUUGCCUAGUGGCAAGAACUGUGCUGUUCGUGCACAGAGAUCCCCAUCAUGAGUUGCACAUAUCGCGCAUUAGGUAUACUGAGCAAGUCUUGUUUACGAGGGUAUACUCACUCUGAAAGCAUCACAGUAAAGUGUGGAUCUAGCUGGUAUCCUCGGAUCAUCCCGUAUCAGAGGACCAGGAAGACGGUUACGUCAAUUCACGAAAUUAACCUUGCGGAUGUAACGGGGC
This is a messenger RNA of Aspergillus ibericus CBS 121593, 1981 nucleotides long. Its product is annotated as MFS general substrate transporter. Bases 6 to 1664 code for a protein of 552 amino acids. Gene Ontology annotation, cellular component: membrane. The record is from RefSeq and is a predicted model, not a curated record. Gene Ontology annotation, molecular function: transmembrane transporter activity. The transcript has 3 exons. Gene Ontology annotation, biological process: transmembrane transport. Lineage: Eukaryota; Fungi; Ascomycota; Eurotiomycetes; Eurotiales; Aspergillaceae.